AUGAUUGCAGAGAUCCACGAGGUUAGGCCAGAAAGGUUCAACAAUGCACUUAAAUUACAUCUCAAGUCGAAUAAUAAGAUAGUUCCCAUCAAGGAUCAUGACAUCAUGAAGACUGGCACAGGCAAGCAACAGGCACCCAGUGACGACACCUGGUACUUAACAAGAGUUGCAUCUGUUAUGAGAAGAAUCGCAGUAAUGGGGUCUGUAACGUCUGAGCAGCUUGCAGAGAUAUACGGAUGCAUGAAGAACAGAGGAUGCAGGCCAGACAAAUUUGCACCGGCAUUCAAGGAGAUAGGAGAUUCAAUCCUUGAAAACCUGAAAAACAUAGGAUGGAUUGUCUUCAAUGGUAAGUCUGAGGCAGUAUUGACUGAACAAGGUAAAUCUGUUGUCAAGGAAAUCAUUCAAAAAGUCCGCGAAUAA
This is a messenger RNA of Ordospora colligata OC4, 420 nucleotides long. RefSeq names its product ribosomal protein S19. The record is from RefSeq and is a predicted model, not a curated record. Bases 1 to 420 code for a protein of 139 amino acids. Gene Ontology annotation, molecular function: RNA binding; structural constituent of ribosome. Gene Ontology annotation, biological process: translation; ribosomal small subunit assembly. NCBI's taxonomy places the organism in Eukaryota, Fungi, Microsporidia, Ordosporidae. Gene Ontology annotation, cellular component: cytosolic small ribosomal subunit; ribosome. The transcript has a single exon.